Messenger RNA from Prunus mume (Japanese apricot), 2750 nucleotides. RefSeq names its product serine/threonine-protein kinase 52. Gene Ontology annotation, cellular component: plasma membrane. Gene Ontology annotation, biological process: protein phosphorylation. Gene Ontology annotation, molecular function: protein serine/threonine kinase activity; ATP binding. The record is from RefSeq and is a predicted model, not a curated record. Lineage: Eukaryota; Viridiplantae; Streptophyta; Magnoliopsida; Rosales; Rosaceae.
GUGGUUUCCUGUUCUGGUUUUUUGGUUAAUCCUCCUCGAAAUCUCAUCCACAAAGGAAAAACCAAAAGGAAAACGAAAAACCCAUAAGCCCCAAACUGCCCAACACCGCAAAAAUGUUGUUUUCUGCUCAUUAUUGUUGUUACAGUUUGUUUCAUUCUCUGUUUUUUCAUUGCCCUCCAACGACUUUGUCUUUCUUCGAUUCUCUGGUGUUCAAAGUAAACCUUUUCGUCUCCCUAUAAUAUAUUCCAGUUUCGGGAUUUAUUGGGAUUUUUUUUUGCACGCGUGAUUCUUCUGGUACUUCUCCGUGGGUUUGUUUUUUGGGCUUGUGUUUGAAUUUUCAAUCUUUUGAGGGUCAUUGGUCUUUGGUCACACAGUUGUGGAAAUUGUGUCGUUUUCUGAGAGUUUACUUUCAUUCUUUUGUUAUUAUUUAUAGAAAAGAAAUCAAAGAAAAGUGGUUGGUGAUGAAAUACUUGGGAUUUUGAAGGUUGUUUUGUUUUCAUUUAUUUCAUUUGGAAUAUAAAAGAAGGGAAAGUCGGUAUUGAUUUUUUUAUUGGUGCAUAUUAACAGAAAUUGUUUUUUGGGUUAUGAGGUCAACAUUGGAGACAUUUGGGGUGGUGUGAUUGGUUUUCAAUUACAUCAUAUAUUCCUUUUUCAUCUUCCAUCUUAUUUCAUUUGUUAAAUUUAAGGAAAGCUUUGUUGGUGAGUUCUAUUGUUAACCAAAGAAGGGUUUUCCAAAUCUAUCUGUUUUGAGCUUUAUCAUUGAUGGGUUGCUGCAUGCAUAUCUGGCAAAGAUGAUGAUGAAAAAUUGAAGUCUUUUGUUGAUCAUGUUUUCUAUGACAACAGCUUAACAGAUUGUUUCUGGGUUUAGCUUUGUUUCAUUUCUUUUUGCUGUUCCCAUUACCGUUGGUAGUUUGGAUUUUCUCUGUCGAUUUUUCUGUAUUGAUUGUCAGCAAUGGAUUCAAGGACAAGUGAGAAUUUUGAAGGUGACAUUGUAUCGAAGCAGGUGGAUCUCCAGCAAGGCGAUAUGAAGUUUAACAUUAAGGGUACAGGUACAGGAAGCAUUAGUUUCAAAGAUAUGGAUCCAAAAAUUAAGGGUACAGGAAGCAUUAGUAACAAACAGAUGGAUCCGAAAAUUAAGGGUACAGGAAGUAUUAGUAGCAAAGAGAUGAUCUUCAGAGCUGAUAAAAUUGAUUUGAAGAACAUAGAUAUACAGCUUGAGAAGCACUUGAGCAGGGUUUGGUCCAAGAACAUUGAGAGAACCAGGCCUAAGGAAGAGUGGGAGAUUGAUUUAUCUAAAUUGGAUAUAAGAUAUGUUGUAGCUAGAGGGACCUAUGGUAUUGUAUACAGGGGUACCUACGAUGAACGAGACGUUGCAGUUAAGGUGUUGGACUGGGGGGAGGAUGGUUAUGCCACAGCUAAUGACACUAAUGCUGCGCGGGAAUCUUUUCAAAAAGAAGUUGCUGUCUGGCACAAGCUUGACCACCCUAAUGUUACAAAGUUCAUUGGAGCUUCAAUGGGAACUUCAGAUCUUAAGAUUCCUUCAAAAAGCUCUUCAAGUGAUGGUCUAGAUUCUAAUCCUGCAAGAGCAUGUUGUGUUGUUGUGGAGUAUCUCGCUGGUGGGACACUAAAGCAAUACUUGAUAAGAAACAGGCAAAAGAAACUUGCCUUUAAGGUUGUGAUCCAACUUGCUUUGGACCUGGCUAGAGGUCUUUGCUAUCUGCAUUCUCAAAAAAUCGUACACCGUGAUGUCAAAACAGAAAAUAUGUUGCUUGAUACUCGCAGAAACCUUAAAAUAGCAGAUUUUGGUGUCGCUCGUGUUGAAGCUCAGAAUCCAAGGGACAUGACUGGUGAAACUGGUACCCUUGGAUACAUGGCCCCAGAGGUUCUGGAUGGUAAGCCUUAUAAUAGAAGAUGCGAUGUCUACAGCUUUGGCAUAUGCUUAUGGGAAGUUUAUUGCUGCGAUAUGCCUUACCCAGACCUUAGCUUUGCUGAUGUAUCAUCUGCAGUUGUCCGACAGAACUUACGGCCAGAAAUCCCCAGAUGCUGUCCGAGUUCUUUUUCGAACAUCAUGCGCAAGUGCUGGGACGCAAAUGCAAAUAAACGUCCUGAAAUGGGUGAGGUGGUGAGAAUGUUGGAAACAAUUGAUACGAGUAAAGGAGGUGGGAUGAUACCUGAAGACCGUUCUCCGGGCUGUUUCUGUUUUGCCCCUACUCGUGGUCCCUGAGCUUUUAUCUUGAUUUGUUCCUGUUGCCGAAGGAAAUUGAUCGGCUAUUUUCUUGCCAGAAAGACGAUUGAAAAGAAAAAGAAGGGAAAAGAAAAGGAUGGUAAAGUUUUUUUUCAGAUAUGCUUGCAGUUGCAGCCUUGCCGCUUAGUUUGAAAGUUGUUUCUUUAGUGAAUGAACAAAGAAAGGUUUAUGAAUUGUGCAUCAAUCUGAUUUUCCAGCUUGUAUUUGUGAUGUGGGUCUGUUUCGAUAGUGAGCUUCGAGAGUUGGGAUUGAAUGCGUUGUUGCACAUGACAAAGAGCCGAGGGAAUCGUUGCCUAGGAACAAACAAGCAGUGACUGGACGGAAACAAGUUGAGCAGCUUAUUGAAACGUAUUUAGGGGCUGUAUUAUAUAUGGUUCUGUAGCAUUGCUAUGUUUCUAUAUAUUUGAUUGGCCUUUUGUAUGUUGAUUUUUAAACGAAAAGAUUUGCAUUUGUUUGUUGGGCCUUUUGACCUUUCAUUUAAUGCAUAUACUAAUUAGCGACGAAA